Botrytis cinerea B05.10 is the source of this 2327-nucleotide messenger RNA. RefSeq lists its product as hypothetical. Gene Ontology annotation, biological process: spliceosomal tri-snRNP complex assembly. NCBI's taxonomy places the organism in Eukaryota, Fungi, Ascomycota, Leotiomycetes, Helotiales, Sclerotiniaceae. The transcript has 2 exons. The record is from RefSeq and is a predicted model, not a curated record. The coding region runs from base 388 to 2193 and encodes 601 amino acids.
GACUUCAUAAGAAGUACAAUGCUACCAUUUGCAAAUAUAUCUCAUCUGAAAGACUUAUAGAUGAAAAGUCCUAGUGGGCUUUAAUCUUGGAAACCCCCCGAGUUGAUUUCUCUCAAAACUUGGUGAAUCUCACAAGUUUGUAUUUUUUUCCCUCUCAGGAUAAUAAACUCAACAUCAGCAAACACAUUUUGAGUUGGAAUAUCCAAUCGGUCAAGUUCGGAGAAAAGCGGCCGAAGUCUUGUUAUCUUGUUAUUGUUUAUUUGUUAUUUUUGGUUACUUCGGUAAUUAUUUUGUGAGAUCGAGACUCUCCACUCACUCAUAAUUUCCAAAAUUGUUUAUUCACAAACACCACAAUCUACAGGCGGCUUUAUUACAGGAAUUUUCAAAAUGGCAAACAUCGGCGAAGAUCCUCUUGUUAAUGACACAAUUUUGAAUAAUUCCUCUCCAACCACUACAGACGAGUCGAUCGCUGAAACAACCAAGAUCGAAGAACCAACAACAAGAUCUGACCCUUCUUUUAUUCAACACCAGAUUUCUCUCCAAAGAAGUCCUUCGGCCACCAAAUCACAUGUGUCAGCUCUUUCCGGUCAAUUGUCCAUAAAGUCCAGUGGAAGCAGUCCAAGACUAGGAUUUUCGUCACUUGCUAUCGUCCACAGCGAUGAUGGACAGAGAAGAUCGCGCGGUGAUUCCAACGGAAGUAAUGCUGGAGAAGUUAGCAAAUCUACACUACUCAAGUCAGACUCGCAUUCUUCCGGUUUGUCGAUAAAUUCAGAGAAGUCUGUUCACUCGGUCAAUGUGGUUGGGAGCUAUCCACUUGGCACGUUAAGAGUUCACUCCCCAUCGCCAACCAGAGAACGUGGUGUGGAACAUCACGAAAUUUUGAAGCAUGGUGAUGUGGUCAUUAUCCGAAACCUUCCAGCCAGUACAAUCUUCGGGUAUGAUACAAAGGCUUAUACGAUCAAGACCGAGGGCACAUUUGAAGGCGUCAAGCAGAUCCCGGCUGGCGCUCACUUCUUCUGGGGUGGGUCCGGCAAUGGAUCUUCACGAACCGGAUUUUGGCUGAUGACAAUGAAGCUGGCUUCGGAUGAAUUCGGUGAGAUUAAUGUCCUGAGAUGGGACAACUACCACGAGUCUUUAGAAGAGGAGCUUAGCGAGGCCGAAAAGCGCAUUCAAAAGGCGAGCGUACCUGAGAUUGCCAACAAGCUCGAGCCAUACUUGAGUGCUUCGCCAAGUCCAGAUCCCGUCCCCUCUAUUUCUACGUCGUCAACCCUCAUUGGCUCUCCAAGUUCCCCAAUUACUGCCGAUAGCAUUGAUGACACCGACAAGUGGCGUCGUUUAACCUCGUGCAUCAAACACCCCUACCUGAAGAGAGUCACAGGUGGCAAGUGGAACAGUUGGAAAGUCUCGUCGAGCCAUGACAUCAAGACUACAGAGCUACAGACUUCAAGCGCCCCUCGUGACGUUAAGGGUGGCACUACGAAUUUCGACGGAGACGAAUUCCUAAACUUUGUUUUCCCAAGAAGCGCCCGUACCUUCUCAGAAUCAUCUUCUGGUCGCGAGCGCACUGAGCAAGCAAUCGACAGUACGUCUUACAUUGUUGAAGCUAUCGGACGCUGCACAUAUGAGGACUCUGAUGAGAUCAUUGGGGAGUUACAAUUCUGUUACAUCACUGGGAUGAUCCUCGGCAACCUUGCGUGCAUGGAACAGUGGCGUAUCAUCAUCAUCAAGCUAUUCGGAGCAUAUCGUCUUUCAAUGGAUCACCCAGUUUUCUUCCGUAAGGUCAUCACCGCCGUCCAUGCGCAGUUCAUGUAUGAUGAAGAGGGAUUCGACACUAGUAUCUUCGAUCAUGAUUCCCAUCUCGGCGACGACUUGAAAAUCAUCCUUACCAAGUUCAAGUCCCGCUUGAAUGAACAACUCCUCUCCUACGGUUCCAACAUUACACGCGAGCAAGAGGAAGUAGGUAAGGCGUUCGAAGCCUUUGAGUCGUGGCUCUGGAAGUGGGGCUGGGAUUUACGUGGAAAUUAUCUUAGGUCUGGAAAAUUUCAGUUGGAGGAUGGAGAGAUGAUUGAUGCAGAGCUCAAGGAUUUCGAAGACGAGGAUGAACGAGGUCGCAAAUCUGACAAACCCAAGAAGUCCAAGAACAACCGUAUUAGCCGCUCCGGUUUCUCGUGGGCUCUUUCAAAUGUAUCCUAAUCGUCGACUCUUCUUGUACUCGACUUUCCUUUCCAACUUUCAAUUCUCAGCUUCCUUGAUUCUCCUAGGAGAAACAGGAUGAAGCAAGUGUGUUACCACAAUCAACUUUUUAAUCACGAUUUCUUGAGUUCCCA